This is a messenger RNA of Aspergillus versicolor CBS 583.65, 2820 nucleotides long. Its product is annotated as dolichyl-P-Man:Man(6)GlcNAc(2)-PP-dolichol alpha-1,2-mannosyltransferase. Gene Ontology annotation, cellular component: endoplasmic reticulum membrane. The transcript is spliced from 9 exons. Gene Ontology annotation, biological process: protein N-linked glycosylation. Gene Ontology annotation, molecular function: alpha-1,2-mannosyltransferase activity. The record is from RefSeq and is a predicted model, not a curated record. NCBI's taxonomy places the organism in Eukaryota, Fungi, Ascomycota, Eurotiomycetes, Eurotiales, Aspergillaceae. The coding region runs from base 1 to 2820 and encodes 939 amino acids.
AUGUCUCGGAAAGGAACUGAGGUUCCUUCUGUACCCCAGAUGCAGGGAACUCCACGGACUAAACAACGUCCGCCUCCGCCGCCCUUCUACCUCCCUUUGAAUAUUACGCUCUGGGUAUGUGUCGUGUCAAACGGUAUCGCAGCUUUCCUUGCUCCGAUACAAGAUUGCGAUGAGGUCUUCAAUUUUUGGGAGCCCACGCACUACCUGGAUCACGGGUAUGGGCUCCAAACAUGGGAAUACUCACCCGUGUAUUCAAUCCGAAGCUGGCUGUACAUCUCUAUCCAUGGGGUUGCGGGAAGAAUUGGCUCUUUCUUGGUUGGCAGGAAGUCGUCCGAGUUUUACUUUGUUCGGAUUUUCCUCGCCAUGAUAUGUGCAGCCUGUCAAACCAGACUGUAUUCUGCUAUUUGCCGAACGUUGAGCCCAAGAAUCGGGCUACUGUUCCUCAUGAUUGCCGCGUUUAGUCCCGGAAUGUUCCAUGCCUCAGCAGCAUUUCUUCCGUCAAGCUUUACGAUGUAUGCGUCUAUGCUAGGCCUCGCUGCCUUUUUGGACUGGAGAAAGAGCCAGAAGACGGCGCAGGGAAUCAUGUGGUUCGGUCUCGGUGCGAUCGUGGGAUGGCCUUUUGCCGGUGCUCUAUUGCUCCCCCUUCUAUUUGAAGAGGUCGUAAUAGGAUUUGUUUCAGGAGACAUGCGAAAGGUGUUUUUCGAGGUUAUGAACGGAGCUCUCAGGUGCCUAGCGAUAUUGGUCGCCGAAAUCGCUGUCGACUAUACCUUUCUUCGCAAGCUUACCGUCGUGCCGUGGAACAUUGUCGCAUAUAACGUAUUCGGGGGUGAAGGUAGAGGGCCUGAUAUCUUUGGCACAGAGCCUUGGACGUUCUACGUCAGGAAUCUGCUCUUAAACUUCAAUGUUUGGUUCCUGUUCGCGAUAUCAUCGGCUCCACUGCUACUCCUUCAGGCUGCAUUUCGUUCCCAGACGACGAACAAGGAGACCCUCUUUCGAACUGUAACCCUUCUAUCUCCUUUCUAUAUGUGGUUUGCGAUAUUCACCCUGCAGCCCCACAAGGAGGAAAGAUUCAUGUACCCGGCGUAUCCUUUUCUUGCUCUCAAUGCAGCAAUUGCCUUUCAUAUGAUACUUUCAUAUAUUGGCUCAAGCAAUCCGAAAGAGCUGAUCGGACGAGUCCCCGCGAAGUUAAAGCUCGCAGUGGUGAUGUCUAUAAUCUUGGGUGCUAUAAACGGUGGGCUUCUCAGAACUUUUGGUAUGAUCACUGCAUACAAUGCGCCGUUGAAAGUUUUGCGGCCGCUGGAGCAGCCAGAAAUAGCCCAGCCGGGUGACUUGGUUUGCUUUGGUAAAGAAUGGUAUCGCUUCCCUUCAUCUUUCUUCCUCCCAGAUGGAAUGCGAGCCAAAUUCAUUCGAAGUGAAUUUCGUGGCCUGCUUCCCGGUGAGUUCCAAGACGCCCGGGACUAUUCUGCCGUACUUGAUGGUACGUCACGGACACCAGAGGGUAUGAAUGACCGCAACGAGGAAGACGCAGGAAAAUAUACCGACAUUUCCCAGUGCUCUUUCCUGGUCGACUCACAUUUCCCCGGUCGCCAAGCCGCAGGACUUGAGCCCAACUAUAUACAGGACGAGGAGCGGUGGGAGGAAAUUUCCUGCAGAAGCUUCCUUGAUACGUCUGAGACGGGUCUCCUUGGCCGUCUUAUCUGGAUUCCUGAUCUACCGAUCAUUCCAGAUCGUUUCCGCAGAAAAUGGGGGCAAUACUGCCUGCUCCGACAGCGCACCGCGGAUCCUGAAACUGACUUCAAGCGACCCCCUGCAACUCCAUUACCUGAUUGGGAUGUCCACAAUACGAGGCCUAUCCCCUACAGGCCGUUCAGAUACGGGCCCAAAUACUUCAUCACGAUGGGCCUGCGGAGCAUGAAAUGGGACGAGUGGAUCGAACUCGAUAACCACUACCUACGGUACCACGCAGAUAAGGCCCGCCGGAUCCAAGAACGCGGGGAUAAAUGCUGCGCUACCGCACCUGAAGCAUGGGAUGCAGCAAUAGAACUUCUCGAGGAACUCACCUCAUACCUCCCUGAGCGCUACCCAACCAUGUUCCAGAAGACCCCAACAGGCCUAACAAACCUCGUCACCUCCGAAACCUUCGACAUCAAGCAACGGCCCCUCCCCGAAGACCCCAUGGCCACGUGCGCACGCCUCGUCCAAGACGACCUCGCCAUCAUGAUCGAAAAACCCGACGGCGAGUACUACCUACUCGCGGGUGCAAUCCUCCUCGCCGGAUUCUGGCGCCUCUCCGACAAAUACGGCAUGCGGCUAUCCGAGAUCCACACUUCCGGUGACGUCCCAGGGUACAGAGAGAAACUUGAAAAGGGGAUGAUGAACUUCUUCCGCCGAUUGAAGCCCGAGGACCCUGUGUUGAGGAAUAACUACUUCAUCCAGGUCGACGACUCCCUGCCCUGGUCACAUAGUAUCGGGUCCGAGGAUGCGCCGUCUGUCUCGUGGAAUACAGCGCAGAAGGAUAAGGCGAUUGAGAACCACUAUUUCCGGUCUGAGAGGCAGUCGCUCAGACGGUUGCCGAGGUCUGGUGGGGUGGUGUUUACCAUUAGGACUUAUUUUGAGCCGAUUACGGCGGUUGUGCAGGAGCCCUAUGUGCCCGGGCGCUUGGCGAGUGCAAUUCGGAGUUGGGGCGAUGAUGUGUCCAGGUAUAAGGGAAAGGAGAAGUAUGGGGAUGUGCUGCUAGAGUACCUGGAUCGGAAGCAUGAGGAGCAGGUCGCUGCAGGGUUAGAUCUGGAACAGGAGGGGGAGUAUACCAUGAUGCAAUAA